Scomber scombrus (Atlantic mackerel) is the source of this 3532-nucleotide messenger RNA. RefSeq names its product NACHT, LRR and PYD domains-containing protein 14-like. The transcript is spliced from 10 exons. NCBI's taxonomy places the organism in Eukaryota, Metazoa, Chordata, Actinopteri, Scombriformes, Scombridae. The record is from RefSeq and is a predicted model, not a curated record. Gene Ontology annotation, molecular function: protein binding. Bases 1 to 2949 code for a protein of 982 amino acids.
AUGAAGAAGGCGGACCUUCUUAACCUUCUGGAUGAUUUAAAAGAUGAAGAUUUCAAGUAUUUCAAGUGGUCCCUAAAGUAUGAAACGGUGGACGACAUCAAACCCAUCCAAGAAUGCCACCUGGAAAAUGCAGAGAGGCGGAACGUGGUGGAUCUGAUGGUGCAGAAAUAUGAAUUUUCUGGAGCUGUGGAGGUGAUGAAGAGCGUUUUAAAGAAGAUCAACAGGAAUGAUCUGGUGAAGGAGUUGUCAGACAUCCUCUCAGGAGCAGAAGUAGAUGGUGAUCUGCAGGAGGGUUUAGAUGUAUGUAAGAUCAAUCUGACAAGGAGAAGUCAAAAUGUGACUGAAACAAGUGAUGAACCAGGAGGUGAAACGCACUUUAACGAUAUCUACACUAAGGUCUACAUCACAGAGGGAAGGAGUAACGAGGUUAAUACUCAACAUGAGGUGUGGCAGCUUGAGACAGCUUCCAAGAUGAAGACCCUCCAUGAAACUCCAAUCGAGUGCCACGACAUCUUUAAAGCCUUACCCAACCAAAGCAAAUACAUCAUCAGAGUCGUUCUGACUAACGGUGUCGCUGGCGUUGGAAAAACCUUCUCAGUGCAGAAGUUCACUCUGGACUGGGCAGUGGGCUCCGAAAAUCAACAUAUCAGUCUGUUGGUUCUGCUUCCGUUCAGGGAGCUGAACUUGAUCAAAGAUGAGCAGUACAAUCUGAUCAUGCUGAUCCAGGAAUGCCAUCCAACAUUACAGCUCACAGCAAAGAAGCUCGCUGUCUGUAAAGUUCUUUUCAUCCUUGACGGCCUGGAUGAAAGCAGACUUCCACUGGAUUUCAACACCAGGGGGGUCGUGACUGAUGUCACACAGAAGACAUCAGUCAGCGUGCUGUUGACGAACCUCAUCAAGGGGAAUCUGCUUCCCUUGGCUCUCAUCUGGAUAACCUCCCGACCUGCAGCAGCCAAUCAGAUCCCUCCCUCAUGUGUGGACAGGGUAACAGAAGUUCGAGGCUUCACUGACUCCCAGAAGGACGAGUACUUCAGGAAGAGAUUCAGUGAUGAAGAGCAGUCCAACAGAAUCAUCUCACACAUCAAGACAUCCAGGAGCCUCCACAUCAUGUGUCACAUCCCAGUAUUCUGCUGGAUCACUGCUACAGGUCUGGAGGACAUGUUGACUUCAGACGAGGGCGGAGAGCUGCCCAAGACCCUGACUGACAUGUACUCACACUUCCUGCUGGUUCAGACAAUGAGGAGGAAGAAGAACAAGCAUGACGAGGAAUAUGAGACGAGUUCAGAGGAGCUGACGGAGGCUGACAGGAAACUUCUUCUGAAGCUGGGGAUGCUGGCGUUUGAACAACUACAGGAAGGAAACAUCCUGUUCUACAAAGAAGACCUGCAGCAGUGUGGUCUUGAUGUCACAGAGGCUGCAGUGUUAUCAGGAUUUUGUACACAGAUCUUCAAAACAGAGAAACGCCAGAAGAAAACAGUCUACUGCUUUGUUCAUCUGAGCAUUCAGGAGUUUCUGGCUGCAGUCUACAUGUACCACUGUUACACCAGCAGGAAUACAGAGGUAGUAAAGGACUUCCUGGGAGAAGACUACAGUGACUCACCGCUGGAUGACUUCCUGAUGGGAGCCACAGAGAAAUCUCUCCAAAGUAAAAAUGGCCACCUGGACCUGUUUGUCCGCUUCAUUCAUGGCCUCUCUCUGGAGUCCAACCAGAGUCUCUUAGGAGGCCUGCUGGGUCAGACAGACAACAGUCCAGAAACCAUCCAGAGAGCCAUCAACAACCUGAAGGAGAUGAACAGUCGGUUUAUCUCUCCUGACAGAAGCAUCAACAUCUUCCACUGUCUGAUGGAGAUGAACGACCUCUCAGUACAUCAGGAGAUCCAAGAGUUCCUGACGUCAGGCAACAGAUCAGAGAAGGAACUCUCUCUGAUCCACUGCUCAGCUCUGGCCUACAUGCUGCAGAUGUCAGAGGAGGUUCUGGAUGAGUUGGACCUGGAGAAGUACAACACAUCGCGGGAGGGACGAUGGAGACUGAUCCCAGCUGUGAGGAACUGUAGAAAGGCUCGACUUCCUCGCUGUUAUCUCACAAAGACUCAUUGUGGAGUUGUGGCCUCAGCUCUGAAGACCAACCCCUCCCAUCUGACAGAACUGGACCUGAGCUACAACUUCCUGAAUGAUUCAGCAGUGAAGCUUCUAUUGGAGGACUCCAGUUCGUCAGAGACCAGCUGUGCUCCUCUGGCCUCAGCUCUGAAGUCCAACCCCUCCCAUCUGAGAGAUCUGAAUCUGAGGAACAGCAAGCUGCAGGAUUCAGACGUGGAGCUGCUGUGUGGUCUUCUGAAGAGUCCAGACUGUAGACUGAAGAAUCUGAUAUUGUUCGGCUGCAAUUUGUCAGAGACCAGCUGUGCUUCUCUGGUCUCAGCUCUGAAGUCCAACCCCUCCCAUCUGAGAUAUCUGGAUCUGAGCUACAGCAAGCUGCAGGAUUCAGACGUGGAGCUGCUGUGUGAUCUUCUGAAGAGUCUAGACUGUAGCCUGGAGGAUCUGCUGGUCACACAUCCUCAGGACAGGAAAUUGGUAGUCAGGAACCUGGUGACCACCGGACCCCUUAAUGUAGUCAAUGAGAGCAUCGCUCAGGACAAACAAUUACAGGCUCUGAAGUCCAGCCCCGCCCAUCUGAGAGGUCUGGAUCUGAGUAGAAACAAGCUGCAGGAUUCAGACGUGAAGCUGCUGUCUGAUCUUCUGAAGAGUCCAGACUGUAGACUGGAGGCUCUGCAAUUGAGGGGCUGCAGUUUGUCAAAGAUCAGCUGUGCUUCUCUGGCUGCAGCUCUGAAGUCCAACCCCUCCCAUCUGAGAGAUCUGGAUCUGAGUGAAAACAACCUGAAGGAUUCAGACGUGAAGCUGCUGUCUGAUCUUAAGAGGAGUCCACGCUGCAGACUGGAGUUUCUGAGCUGGUGAUGAUCUCUGUCAGAGUGAGAGUGAACAUCCAGGAGUGUUGAGAGAGGAUCAGCUGGAUCCUGAUGAUCCAUCUGGGGUCUGGAUCUGGAUUUUAUCAUCUUCACUAAAGUCUCUUAACUGACUACAAACUGAACAGUUAUCUCUGGAUUUAGCUGAAGACAGCACUUUACAGAUUUGUUCUACAUGAGCUGUUUGAUGUAGAUAAAGAUAAAAACAGGUGUUAUAAGUCAGACUCUGAGCCUGGGCUCAUAUUUAUCAAGCGUCUCAGAAUCACACUGAGAGUUAACGAGGACUAAAACUAAUGAAUGAAGCAGAAGAGAAUUGACUGUGACUUUCAGCAGGAGAAGGAUUACUGCUGGGAGAGAGUGAGACGUCGCUGUUUUACCACAGUCAGAGCAGCAAAGUAGAAAUAAUGAUCACGUGUUGUAGUUUUCUCACAGUCUCAGCUGUAAAUAUUAAACAGUGAAUUUAGUGUUUAGUGAAAUAUGGACGAUGGAUCAAACCAUUUAAUAUGUAAGAAUGUUUGUUGCUUCACAUUUAUGACUUGUUCUGUUUCAUUUAUUUCAAUAAAGAUUAAACAUGA